Messenger RNA from Parnassius apollo (apollo), 816 nucleotides. The record is from the annotation of a GenBank genome assembly. NCBI's taxonomy places the organism in Eukaryota, Metazoa, Arthropoda, Insecta, Lepidoptera, Papilionidae.
AUGGGUGUUUCUCAGUGGAUUGAAGUAUCAGGCAACAACAGGCCAAGAAUUGUGCGCACCGUCAGGAUGGCGUUUGCUGGGACAAAUGUCAGUUUGUCCCAGCCGGAUAUAACGCAAAAACUGACGGAGCGCAUAGAUGAUCUGAAGCAGAGAAUCGCUGCUUGGGGAAAGCGGAUUCGGCGAUAUACCGAGAGGUCGACACGGUUCAACCAGAAUCGUCUCUUCCAGAGUGAUCAGAAGAGGCUCUAUGAAUCAUUGGAGCGACCAAUGGUAAGUGGAACGGGUCCAGCACCGAAUCAGGCCGACACUGUAGCAUUCUGGCGCGGCCUGUGGUCAGAGCCCGUAAACCACAGCGAGGGCCCUUGGACGGAAGUUGUGGCGAGUCAGUGUGCGGGUAUUACGCCCAUGGACCCCGUCAUCAUAACGCCGGAUGACGUAGCUGAGGCGGUCCGUAGGGCCCCGAACUGGAAAAGUCCGGGGCUUGACGGGCUGCAUCACUACUGGCUGAAGGGGUUCAUGGUGUGUCACUCUGUGCUCGCCCGACAGUUUCAAGAGGCUCUCAACCAGAAGUCGCUCCCAAGCCUCUUCACUACUGGGAUCACUCAUUUGGUUCCUAAAGACCAGGAUCACCUAGUGAAAAUGAUCUGCCGUCUAAUGACGGGAGCCAUAGAGGCCAUGGUAGUCGUGGCGACCGUGGCAACCAUUAUGGUGGAGAACGCCCUAACAGUCGGAGACACCGGGGAGGCCGAAGAGGACGCGGAGGACACGACAAUCAGCCCUCCCAAGCAAGGAUGUACCCCAACUCGUAAAGAAUGA